This is a messenger RNA of Larimichthys crocea (large yellow croaker), 3586 nucleotides long. It is a transcript of the gene e2f8, whose product is annotated as E2F transcription factor 8. Gene Ontology annotation, molecular function: RNA polymerase II cis-regulatory region sequence-specific DNA binding; DNA-binding transcription factor activity, RNA polymerase II-specific. Lineage: Eukaryota; Metazoa; Chordata; Actinopteri; Sciaenidae. Gene Ontology annotation, cellular component: RNA polymerase II transcription regulator complex. The coding region runs from base 318 to 2954 and encodes 878 amino acids. The record is from RefSeq and is a predicted model, not a curated record. The transcript is spliced from 14 exons. Gene Ontology annotation, biological process: regulation of transcription by RNA polymerase II.
UUCAGUACUGUAGUAAAGUUUACCAAGAGACCACCGCUCACUCAGACAGAACCGAGCCUCGGACUCUGUUUUUCUCGUAUUUAAUUUGUGUUUUUUAAGAUUUAAACUCGGUUUGUGUUUUUAAAUCCACGUCUCAUCGCUCGGACUUGUCUUUUUGUCUUUUUUGGACGUGGAGCAGCUGGUAUCUACAACACAGCCUGUCCGAACCUGAACGAUGAAACGGUUCUGCUGAACGGAGGCUGCUUCUUCACAUUCCGGAUGAUGGCUUUGUAGCACCCCAGCUUCCUGCGAAUACUCCGGAGAGCCAGCGGCCAACCAUGGGUCCCCUCACUACACCUAAAAAAGGAAGGGAAGCGGGCUCCGUCGAUCCCUGGACGCCGACGUCCAACCUCAAGAUGCUCAUCAGCGCGGCCAGUCCCGACAUCAGGAACCGAGAGAAGGAGCUGUGCAUGGAUAACGACGGGCGGGAAGGCGUCGACUCGACACAGGACGCUGAAAAUGGAGAAGAGUCUGAGAAAAUGAUCAGCAGGAAAGAGAAGAGUCUGGGUUUGCUCUGUCAUAAAUUCCUCGCCCGCUACCCCGAUAACCCGAACCCUGACCUCAACAACGACAUCUGCCUGGAUGAUGUGGCCACUGAGCUCAAUGUAGAACGGCGGCGCAUCUACGACAUCAUGAAUGUGCUGGAGAGUCUCCACAUGGUGAGCCGAUCGGCCAAGAACCGCUACACGUGGCACGGCCGCACCAACCUGGCCCAGACUCUGGCCAUUUUGAAGCAGGUGGGCGAGGAGCACAAGUACGGCCAGCAGAUGCAGCAGAUCCGGCACUUCGACGGGGAAGAGAAGGAGAACGAGGAGGUGGUGGUGCACCUGGAGAACGGGGAGGGACAGAAGGAGCUCUUCUUUGUGGAGCUUCCAGGAGUGGAGUUCAAAGCAGCUUCCGUUAACAGUCGGAAAGACAAAUCUCUGAGGGUGAUGAGCCAGAAGUUUGUGAUGCUCUUCCUGGUGUCGAAUCCUCGCGUGGUCAGCCUGGACGUGGCCGCCAAGAUCCUGAUCGGAGAGGACCAGGGCGCCGAUCAAGACAAGAACAAGUUCAAGACCAAAGUGCGCCGGCUGUACGAUAUCGCCAACGUGCUGCGGAGCCUGAAGCUCAUCGAGAAAGUCCACGUGACCGAAGAGAGGGGGAGGAAACCGGCGUUCGAGUGGAUCGGCCCCAAAGAAUUCCCACAAGUCAAAGACUUGGAGAAAUCCACAUCCGAGUGCCCGCCCAAGAAGAGAAGUGUACUGGAGACGCGCACGUCUGUAGACAACUGUGCCAAAAACCUCUUUUCAUCGCCGAGGACUAAGCGUGGCUUCACCCGGCACCCCUCGCUCAUAAAGCUGGCCAGGAGCAUUCAGGACGACCGGCGAAAGAUCAACUCGGCCCCCAGCAGUCCCGUCAAGAGUUCGCUCAACGAGUCAUCGAACUCUGACUUCCCGAACAAAAUGGCUCAACUUGCUGCUAUUUGUAAGAUCGAACUUGACCAGGAAUCAGGGACUGGAGCUGAACAUCCAAAGCCUGCUGCUGCUUCUGCUUCUUCCGAGGCUGCGAGGCUCGAGCGGAUCUCCUCUGGCUUAAUGGAACGGCCUCAGGCACUGUUACUAACUCCGACCCAGGAGCCCGGAGUCAACACUACUGUCCACCUCACCCCCCACACCCCGCUGGGCGCCCUCCCCGCGGGCUCCGUCGCAUACAUCCCCGCACAGUGCUCGUCCCUGAUCCCCGUGUUGUUACCUCAGCAGCAGGGCGGCGGGCCCUACGCCGUGUAUUUGCAGCCUUCGUCCCCGAGGCCGAACCCUCUGGCCAGGCCGCAGCCGACCAGCCUCGCCGUGCGCUCCAUGACCUUCGAGGACAAGACGGGGCAGAGCCCGACGACGGGCCAGUAUGCGGCCAAGAGCCAGCCGGCCUCCAGGGCGUCAGAGGGCAGCCCCCAGGCGCUUAAACGGCUGCAUCCAGAUUCGGCCUCAGAGAGCAGCCCCUCUAAAGCCAGGAGGACAGACCCGAACUUUAAGGACACCUCUCCGAAGCUGUGUGAGAUCCUGCAGGCCCGUCUGAAGGCCCGUCGAGGCGCUCAGCUCUCGAGCCGACCCUCGCCCCGCGCCCUCCACCUGGACCCCGAGUUCGUCAACACCCCCGGCGGCGCCGUAGCCAAUCAGACGCUAGAGCAGAGCCUGGAGACCUUCCUGGACAGAGAGGACAAGAUGGCGAGCUCUGACAGCGAGGCGGGAUUAACACCGGUCCGAGCGGUACCCCUCACGCCAGGACAACUCCACUCUGAGACUUUAGUACCGGCUGGAUACCUGAUCCCGAUCUCUCAGCAGUCCCUCAUCGGCUACAAAGAAGCUCAGUGUUCAGGGAGAGAAAGCAGCAAGGCCUCAACUCCCACCUACAACAUCUACCAAACACCAACCGCAGGCUCCAGACCUUCCCUAGCCCAGGAGAUCACACCCACCAGCCUCCGACUUCACAAACCAGCCGCUGCUGCCUCGCCGCUCACCGCCCAGCAGGCCCACCGCCUCCACAGCCCCAGCCCCGCCAUCCUCAACUUCACCCUGCAGAACCUGGGCCUCAUCUCAGGCUCCAGCCCAGGAAACGGCUUCGCCGCGCCCCAGACUCCAGAGUGUGCCCACGCCCUGUCCAGCCCGCUGACUCUGCAGCAGAGAGGCAUGGUCUUCUUAAAACCCGUGUCGCCCGUGCCCAUCCAGCAGUCUUUAUCCGGGCAACAGGUGGCCCUGAUCAGUCUGCAACAGCCUCUGAUGACCACCCCCAAAGGGACGGGCCUCCCCCAGCACAGCUUCUUCCACACGCCGGUCCCCCUCUCCCCUCUGGCUGCCAUGGUAACCACCGGCGGACACCUCGCCACCAAAACUGUUUACAUCCCUCAGAGGAAGCUGGACGUGGCCACUGAGGACUCCUGAAGGGAACACCCCCUCCUCCUCCUCCUCCUCUGAUGUCUGUGUGUGUGUGUGUCUGUUUGGUGGGUGGGUGUCUUUAUUUUCUGUUCAGCGUUCUCCAUUAUUCAUUUACCUCUGAACGUUUCACGGUCACAGCCGUCUCUAACAGUAGCUGCCGUGCAGACUUCGGCUGUGACCCGGCGGUCACGCGUGGGAAUUCGAUUUCAAACCAGCUACUCAUGAACACUAUCGUCAUCGCCGUGCUGGUAGAAUCUGUUUUCCCGGGAGCAAAGUUCUUUUUUUUAAUUUGUUUGUUUGUUUGUUACUUCUGCAAAUGUGAGCGUUUCAUUUCCUCUCUUCAAAUUAGCAGCAAAUAUCGCAUCAAUACUAUAAAGAAAAAAAAGAGUCCGACGGACGUUUGACUGAGUCUGAUUGGAAACUUUGAUCAUUUUAUUAGUGGAAGGACUUUUGCACAUGUACAUGUACUGUUACCCCUGUUUGAAAAAAUGGAAAUGUUGAGAAUAUGUGAAUAUUUGUGAUUCAUUUUAAGACUAAUCAGACUUUUUUUUGAUAAGUUUAAUUUAUAAAUUACCGUCAGUGCUGACGUCCUGCUUCAUGUAAAGUGUUAAUUGAAUUUUAAUACAUGUUUUUAUGAA